Molecule: messenger RNA, 1446 nt
Organism: Plenodomus lingam JN3
Lineage: Eukaryota; Fungi; Ascomycota; Dothideomycetes; Pleosporales; Leptosphaeriaceae
Source: RefSeq, a predicted model, not a curated record
AUGUCUGACGAUGAUGAUUUCAUGCAAGACUCUGGUGAUGAGGAGUAUGAUUUCGAGUACGAAGACGAUGAUGACGAGCAGAGCGGCGACGUCGACAUUGAAAAUAAAUACUACAAUGCGAAGCAACUAAAGGCCGACGAUCCCGAAGCGGCCAUUGACGAGUUCCUUGGUGUGCCUGCACUCGAACAGGAAAAGUCGGAUUGGGGAUUCAAGGGCUUGAAGCAGGCCAUCAAGCUCGAGUUCAAGCUUGCGCGCUACGACCAGGCUGUAGAACACUACAAGGAGCUGCUUACCUAUGUCAAAUCGGCCGUCACGCGCAACUACUCUGAAAAAUCAAUCAACAACAUGCUCGAUUUUAUAGAGAAGGCUGCAGAAGAUGCAGACGCGUAUCGCUGCAUGGAGAAGUUCUAUGCCCUGACGCUCGACAUCUUUCAGAGUACCAACAACGAGCGGCUAUGGCUAAAGACGAAUAUCAAGCUUGCAAGGCUGUGGCUAGAGAGAAAGGACUACCGCCAAUUAACGGAGAAACUUCGCGAGUUGCACAAAGCUUGCCAGAAGGAAGAUGGAACAGAUGACCCGAGCAAAGGCACAUACUCAUUGGAGGCCUACUCGCUCGAGAUUCUCAUGUAUGCCGAGACCCGGAACAACAAGCGUCUAAAGGCAUUGUAUCAGCGCGCACUCAAGGUCAAAUCGGCGGUUCCACAUCCCAAGAUUAUGGAAAACUGGAAGGGUGCGCAGAGCGACUUCUUCGAGAGCUUCAAAAACUACGACGAGGCCGGCUCUCUCCAGCGUAUCCAAGUAUUGAAGUAUCUAGUACUGGCGACCAUGCUCUCGGGUUCGGAUAUCAAUCCGUUUGACUCGCAGGAGACGAAGCCCUACCAGAACGAUCCUCGCAUCUCAACCAUGACGGAUCUGGUUAACGCCUACCAGCGGGAAGACAUCCAUGAAUAUGAGAAGAUCCUGCAGAACAACAGGGAUCUACUUCAAGAUCCGUUCAUCGCCGAGAACAUUGAUGAAGUUACGCGGAACGUGCGCACCAAGGCGGUCGUCAAGCUAGUCGCACCUUAUACCCGGUUCACGCUGGCGUUCAUCUCGAAACAACUCAAGAUCUCCCUUCCCGAAGUCCAGGAAAUUGUAGGCUUCUUGAUCGUCGACAAGCGGUUACGCGGCAAGAUCAACCAGCAGAAUGGAACGGUGGAGAUCGAGAGUAGUACAGACAUGGAUCGGGUGCUUGCGAUGAAGGAGUGGACGACGGCCAUUGAAUGUCUGUGGAGUACGGUCCUGAACGAAGGCGAGGGCUUCAAGUCGGACGAGAGUGGUUCUCAGUUCACGCCUGGUGGGUCCGGCGGCGUGGGAUGGAGUCAGACGGGCCCUGGGAACAAGCCUGGGAGAGCAAAGGGCAAGGGCCUGUCGGGUCGAAUGGCCGGAAUCGCAGGCAAAGGAUGA